This is a messenger RNA of Rattus rattus (black rat), 6975 nucleotides long. RefSeq lists its product as uncharacterized. Gene Ontology annotation, molecular function: protein binding. The record is from RefSeq and is a predicted model, not a curated record. NCBI's taxonomy places the organism in Eukaryota, Metazoa, Chordata, Mammalia, Rodentia, Muridae.
AUGAAGAAGAUCUUGGUUCAUGGAGUUAAGGAAAAGACACCAAUGGGUUUCUGCGAUGUCCCACGAAAAAACCUGUUGGACUUUUUACGCGAUAUGAAAAGCAUUUCUGUCCCAAACGAACCCAGAUACAAACCUCUCAGAAAGAUCCACCAGGCUGCAAGCGAGGGUGAUACAGAGAGACUACAGAAAAUGAUAAAUCUUGGUAAACACAGUGUGCAUGACAGAGACUUUAAGCAAAGGACUGCUCUCCAUUUUGCCUGUGCCUAUGGCCAUGUGGAAGUAGUAAGUGUUCUAUUGAGAAAUAACUGUGAUAUUGAUGCCGCUGACAGGAACUCCAUCACACCUCUGAUGAAGGCUGUUCAAAAUUGGACAUAUGAAUGUGUGUGUACAUUGUUGAAGCAUGGGGCUGAUCCAAACCAUAUGGACAAAAAUGGCAAUACUUCUCUCCACUACGCUGUGUCUGAAGAUAACCAGACACUGGCUAAAUGCUUGCUUAAAUACAGUGCAAACCUGGAACAAAAGAACAAGGAUGGCUUUACACCACUUUUGCUGGCUCUCAAGGAAAACAAAAUAGAGAUGGCGAAGUUUUUAGUAAAGAAAGGGGCAAAUAUACACGUAUUUGAUGAGAUGAAAAGAAACACACUUUUAUAUGCCAUAAGAUGGGACUCAAAAGAUAUGGUCAAUCUACUUUUGGAUGAAGGCAUUGACUUUUUCUUUAAAGAUGUAUUUGGGUGGACUGCAUUACGGUAUGCUAUUGAAGGCACAAGUAAAGGUAGCCGAGAGAUUCUCAUGAACUAUGAUGAAAAGUUACGUAGAAAAAAUAAAAAUGGCAUUCCAGAAUACAAGAAAUUUGAAGACAACUCGUUAGACAAGCACCCCAAUGAUCCUACUUCUGGAUCCAACUUGCCUAAAUCAAGUGAGAAUGCAUGUGAUUUUGAUUAUGAGCUGAAUAUUUCUAAGUGUGCUCUCACUACAUGUCCUAGUAACAUAUGUGGGGCUGGAGAUCAAGAAGACAAAAGUGAAGCAAAAGCAACAGUAGGUGUUCAAGUUUUGAAAAAUCCUGCCUUGAAGUCUUCCACUAAAGGGAAAGUGCCCAUUCUAAAUGAAGUCAGGACUAUGACAGAAUCACAUCACUUCAUAAUAGAAUCUGACUUAGAAAUUGAGUCACUGGAGGAAACAUUUUCAUAUGACAAUGAAGAUAAACAGUCAGUGAGUGAUGAUGGACAUUUUUCUGGAACACCUGGAUGGGAUCAAAAUGAUACAAAUAGACAAACUACAGCUCAAGAUUGCAUGUAUCCUAACUUGAAGAAAAUACCCAUUCUCAGUGAAGCAGGAAAAUUGGCUGAACCACCUCACUUCAUAAUAGAAUCAGAUUUGGAAAUUGAAUCUAUGGAAGAAACUCUGUCAUGUGACAGUGAAGGCAAGCAACUACUGUAUCUCCCACAAAUAGAUGGUAGCCAUUUUUCUGGAGCAGUAAAAGAAGGAGCAGAAAAUAAUUUAAAACAACAAAUAAAAGAUUCUGCAAAGAAAUAUCCAUACUUGAAGACAGUCAAUGAAAGGAAUCACCUCAUUCAAAAUAAACGUUCAGAAAAUAAGGAUGAAGAAACAUUAAACUCAGAACUAACUAUAGCAUCUACAUCAGAAGAAGAACAAGAAUGUCCUGAUUCCAGAGGGAAAAAACAACGGAUGCAAACUGGACCAACGGAUAUUGUUUAUUUAGUCACUGUUAAAAAUCAAAGAGAAGAAAAUAUGGGGAUGAGUCAAGAGAAAGCCUCUCCCGAGGAACAUCCUGAACCUCAGUGUAGCACUGAAAAGACAUAUUCCAUUGCAAAUGAAGAAUCAGAUACAAAUCAGGAGGACUCAUUGCAUGCAGAACAAGUUGUUGAACUGACAACAGAAAAAGAACAAAAAAAGGCAUACAACGACAGCAAGCAGUGCUUGAGUAUCUUUAAGCGACUUCGACCAAAGCGAAUUGGCUCUCUAUUCAUGACUAGAGAUAAAAGUGAAGAGAAUGCAAUAGCAGCUGAAGAGAAAGAGUUUCCCAAAGAAUAUGGUCAACUGAAGUCUACCACUGAAGAGGGAGAUUCAAUGCCAAAUGAUUCACGAGCAAAAACGAGUGCAAAGCCAUUACAAACAGAAUCAGCAGUGAUGUUCACAACUGAAAAGGGACAAAAGUGCCAAUUGGACAGUGAUAAAAACAACCAAGGGCAUAUGUUUAAGCAAUCCCAACCAAAAAUGACUUCACAUUUAUCUGUGACAGAAGGUCAAUAUGACGAAAGUACAAUAAAUGACCAAGUGAAAGCUUCAAUUAAUUGUAUGGAUUCACCACAAAAACCAGAUGUAAAAUCAAGAUUAGAGCAAGAACACAAAAGCCAUGGUAAUGGUGAAAAAUCCCAGCAUGAGCACAUGUUUAAGAUGCCUCGGCCUAAAGGUGCUGCACAUGUAUACUUUGAUCCUCUUGAACAAUAUUCUCAGUGUAAGGCUACCAAUGAAAGGAAAGACCAUGAUUUAGAUAGUAAUUCAUCAAUGAUGGGUGUAAAAACUUCCUGUGCAGAAGCAAAUUUAAAACUGAAAACAGAGGAAAAUCUUGAUGGUGAGAAAACUAGUCAAUCAUCUUUGUCAUUAGGAUUAACUUCAACACCAACAAAUAUGCUAAAUGGAGGAGGGAAAGGUUGUCAAAAGAAAUUUCUUGAAUGGAAGCCUCCCACAGAAAUGAAAGAUUCUGACUCAACAGAGGUGUCAGACAUGACGCCUGGACAAGAAUUUCCAGCAGAUAUAGACAUAAAACUGGAAACGGAGAGCCAAGAUUAUCUUGAUAGCAGUGAAAAUACUCAGUCAUCUAACACCAUCACAUCUCUUCAGUCUAAGUGCAUUCCUCAAUUCUCAGUUGGAAUAACUUCAGGAUCCACGAGUCUUCUAACUGAAGGAGAGCAAGCUUUUCAUAAGAAAAAUCCUGACUUAAAACCUACCCAGCAGCUCACUGGAAGUAAAGUUCUUGCUUCAUCUGAAGUAUCAGUGCUGAAGCAUAAACAAGAAUUCCCACCAGAAGCGUACUUACAAAUGAAAACAGAAGAAAGUCAGAAAAAUCUUGACAGAAAUGAAAACAUUCCAUCAUCUAAUGCUGUUAUACAACCAAAGCAAAUUCUUCAUGUACCAAUAAGACCAGCACUGAGACCCAUGAGUCUUCUCAAUGAAGGAAAGAAAGGUUUUCGUGAUAAGUAUCCUGAACAAGAGUCUUCCAUUGAAGAGAACUAUGUUUCCACUGACGAAUCAGCAGUGAAGUGUGGACAAGAGUUCCCAGCAGAAGCAGAUUGGGAAAUAAAAACAGAGGAUUUUCAGGAAAAUCUUGAUGACAAUGGAAGUAUCCAGUCAUAUAACUCUUUUACCUGUCUUCAACCGAGGCCUAGUCCUUAUUUGUCAUUAGGAUUAACUCAAAGACCACAGAUUUUUCUAGAUGAAGAAGGGAAAGGUUCUCACAAGAAGCAUCCUGAAUGGAAGAAAAAUCCAUCAACUGACAGAGAAAAUUCUCUUCCCCCUGAGUCGUCAGAGUGGAGGCAUGAACAAGAGCAUCCAUCCGAAGUGGACAUACAAAUGAAAGCAGAUGACAACUAUAAAAACCGUGAUGGACGCGAGAGUUCUCAGUCAACUUAUACCAUGUCUGAUCUACAGCUGUGCCAUGCACCGCCUUCAUCAGCACCCACGGAUCUUCUAAAUGAAGGAGGAAAAGAAGUCGAAUUAAAAGAUGAACCAGUGAAAAAUCAAAACAAUCUUGAGAGCAAUACCAAUAUUCAACCAUCUGAUAGUGUUAUGCGUCUUCCACCCAGCCAUAUUCUUCACUCAUCAGUGGGACUAAGUCCAACAUUCACAAAUCCUCCUAAUGCAGGAGAAGAAGAAGAUCUACAAAUGAAAUUGGAGGAAAAUCAAAGAAAAUUUGAUGGCAAUGAAAGCAUUCAAUUAUCUGAUAAUAUGAAGCACCUUCAACCGAGGCGAAUCCGGCAUUUAUUGAUGGGGCUCAUCCCAAGACCCAUGAAUAUUCUAAAUAGAAGAGGGAAAGGUAGUUUCUUUCACAAGAAAUGUACUCCAUGUAAGGAUCCUGUUGAAAUAAAAGAGUUUGAUACAAAUGCAAAAUUGGAAAGACAGGAAAGAAAAACAUUCACAUCAGUGAUGAUAGAAGAUGAUCAAAACCUGCGUGAUGGCAGCAAACAUAAGCAGCCACUGGUUGAAGCAACGAGGAAGAAAGAUAAAAGCAACGAAACAGAAGAUGCGACUCAAUCCUCUGGCUCUUCAUUAGCUACUACCGCUCAUGCUAUCUCUACUGCUUCCGUCGUUGCUGCUAUUGUUGCAGCAACCGUUGUUGCUGCAGCUGCUCCAGCUGCUGCAGUUGCUGCUGCCUCUGCUGCCGUAGCUGCAGUUGUUGCUGCCACUGCUCCUGCUGCUGCUGCAGUUGCUUCUGCCACUGUGGCUGUUGAUGCUCUUGCUGAUGUUGCUCCUGAGGCUGCACUUGACAGUUCUGCUGUACCUGUUGCUGCUGCGACUGCUGCCGUUGCUGCUGCUGUUCCUGCUGCGGCUGCGGCCGGUGCCCCAGAUGCGGCCCCUGCUGUGGUUUCUGCUGCUGCCGCUGCGGCUGCUGCCGCUGUUGCAGUGACUUCAGUGGCUGCUGCUUCUCUCACUGCUGUUUCUGCUGCUUCUGUUGCUGCGGUGGUUGCUGUUGCUGUCACUGCAGCAGCUGGCUCCGAUGCUCCCACUGUUGCUCCUGCUACUGCUGCUGUUGCUGCUGUUGCUGCUGCUACUGGUCCUGCGGCUGCUGCUGCUCUUGUGGCUUCUGUUGCUGCUACUGCUGUCACACCUUGUGUUCCUCCUGCUGCUCCAUCGUCAGCUGCAGCCCCUUCUACUGUUGCUGCUGCUACUGCUGCUGCUGCUGCGGUUGUUACUUAUGCUGCUGCUUCACCUGCUGUAGCCGCUGCUGCAGCAGCAGCUGUUGCUAUCGCUGUUUCUGUUCCUACAGGUGCUACUGCUGCUGUUACAGCUGUAGCAUCUUCCGAUACUCCCACUGCUGUACCCGCUGCUGCUGCUGCUGCUGCAGCUGCUGCUUCUACAAAACGAAGACCCAGUCCACAAAGAAAGUAUGUGAAGGAGAGAAGGCAGCAAUCCCCUGUUGAGGAAGCAGAGGAGCAAGAUGGGUUCAAAAUGACAAUAUCUACAAAAAAAGUCCUAAGGCCAGUAAAAGACAGACAUGAUCUUAAUACAAUGAUUCCAGUAACUGAAUCAUGCUCAGCAGAAUAUCUUGAUAGCCCCUUAAAAAGUAUACCUGCCCUUGAUUCAUAUAAAGAGUUAUUAGAGCUUAAAGAAAUCAAUAUUCAGAUACUCACUGAAAAAACUAAAGUGGAAAAUGAAUUAUCUGAAGUAAAAGAAGAGAACUCACAGUUGGAGAAAAAAAUUCUAAGAAAGAAUGAAAGAAUCUGUACUCUGAGAUCAAUCAUAAAAGAACAAAUGGAGAAAAAGAGAAAUGUAAUUUUUGCUUAUAAUGAGGUUGUGGAGGAACUGAGAGAUAAAGAAGAGAUGAUACAGAAAAGCGGAGAACAAUACAACAGACAAGUUUCAGAGACACAAGAGCUUGAAAUAUGUCUGAGAACAAGAGAUGUAGAGUUGAAGCAGCUAAAAAAAGAAAAAGAACAUGCACAGAAGAUGGAAGAUCACCUACAAAUAUUGGAACUAGAAAACACCUCGUUAAUAGCGACAGUAAAGAAACAAAAAGAGGAAAUUGAACAACUGCAAAGAUGUGUGCAAAAUCCGCUCAAAAACCUGGCACGGAGUACCAAUUCUACAGAGACAGCGGCUCAGGAAAAUCAGAACAUGUGGAAUGACCACACUACAGUAAUAACUGAGAUGGAAAACACAAUCAAAAGUCUGAAGUCUGAAGUCUCUAGUGUUAAAAUUUCCAAAGAAUUCAGCAAAAGAGAACUGGAAAAAUAUAAGCGAUUCUAUCUAGCAGAACUAAGAAAUAAAAACUUCUUAUUGCAUGAGCUAAACAGGACUAAUGAGAGUCGAGAACAGUCCCAUACAGAACUUCACAUGAAAUUUCAACAAAACAUUUCUGCAUCAAACACCCUGAAUACAAGGCUUGUUCAUGAGUGCUCUUGUGUGGAAAAAACCCACGAACUGGAAAACAAAGAUUUCCUCCCAGGGGAAAACUUGGUGUUGCCUUCCUCAAGCACAGAAUCAACUCAGGUCUGCAUGGCACACUACCCAUGGACGUCUGAAGAUGACGUGAGAGACCUAAGCAAAGGACUCAGUGACUUAAAACAAUCUAUUCAACUUAGUUUGGAGACUCAGCAAAAACAAGAUCAUGAAGUAGAUAAAGAACUAGUUGGAAUUGGGAAAUCCUUUAAGAUGACAGAUCGUAGACAUGAAAUUGGAGAAUGUGGUUCUCAUGGAGAUUUUGAAACCUGCCAACUUGGAAUUAGUACUCCGGCUACAAUGCCAGGAUGCUUGGCACAAGCAACAAGUAAACCUUAUUCAGAAUUCUUGAAGGAGAGCUAUACAACUUCAACAAUAAAUGCGAUGGAAACCAAAAUUAGAAGCCUUAAAUCUACACUCUCUAAACUGAAAGUGAGCAGAGCAUUACGUGUAUUAGAACUGGAACGCUAUAAGUACCUCUAUUAUGAAGAAUUAAGCAUUAGAAAAUCAUUUCAAUAUUACUUAAACAAGAGUAAUGAAAAUUCAGAGAAGAACAAGUCAAAGCUGCAGGAGGAAAUACAGCACAGCAGCUCUGCAGUGAAUGCAAAAAGCAUGAGGCCUCUGACCGAGUGCUCUUCUGCUGGCUGUUUUGACAGCAUCCCAGGACCUGAAAAGUCUUAUUCUGAGAGAAAACCAGACGGCAUCUUCCUCAAACUCUCAACCAUCAACAAGUGGCUUGGAAGACUGCCUGAAAAUGAUGCAACAAGUGUCCCAAUAGAUUUAUGGAGAAGCAAAUAA